Messenger RNA from Lottia gigantea (owl limpet), 1389 nucleotides. RefSeq lists its product as hypothetical. The annotation marks the transcript as partial. Lineage: Eukaryota; Metazoa; Mollusca; Gastropoda; Lottiidae. The record is from RefSeq and is a predicted model, not a curated record. The transcript is spliced from 12 exons.
UUACCAGAAAUUCGUAACAGUAAAAAUCAAGUUGAUAAAAAUAAACCUCUACCAACAUCUCUUCAGAAUGAUUUUUUACCUGAUGAUGUUUUAUUUGCCCUGACACAGCCUCCACCCCCCAGGGAUAAACUGGGUCCUGCCCCUAAAUUACGGAAUCUGAACACUUCUACUUCUCGGCCGAUUCCAAGUAAUGUCUGGAACUAUAAACGUCGAGAUAAAUUCAAACAUUUAACAAAUUCUACCACCUGUAUUUGUGGUGCUGGCAAAGAUAUAUCAUUCCUGUAUGACGUACCACUUACUAACCCAACACUAGAACGUCCAGAUAACAUUGAUGGUAGUGUCAUUAGAAAUGAUUUUGAGGAAAAACCGAAACAGCCAUUACAGCUUCCUGACACUCUGGUACCAGAAGAAUAUCAUAUUGUUAAAAAUAAAGGUGUAUUGGGUAUUGAAUUCCAUGAAGAUAAAUACAGUACUCAUAUUGAAGAUCAUGAGAAACAUCUGAUGGUUUUCCCCUCUAUGAAACCAACAAGUCGUUAUGAAGUCUUACAGUUGAAGAAAGUUUUAGAUGAUUUGUUGGAAAAGAUAGGGGCUAAUGAUACAGAUGUUGAUGUUAGAGGGCCCACUCAGAUGCAUAAUUUACUGGAAUUGAUUAAAAAAGAACAGAAUAUUUAUAAUGUUGUUUUUCAUGAACUAAUUAGACAGACAAGCGUGGAGUGUGCUGAAAGAGGUGAAUUAUUGGCCACGUUACGUAAAAAAUACAGUGAUCUGUUAAACAGAAUUCCCUCACAGAUAAAAAGUUUGCAUGAAGAGGUGAUGGCACAGAGAGCUUUAGAUAGAAGAUUAACAGAGGAACUGAUGAGAUUUAAAACAACUAUCAGUAUCUUAACAAGUGAAUUAACUGAAAUUAAAGAGCAUGACAUCAGAGUAACCAAGGAGGCUCAAAAGGCUCAGGAAGAUUUAAAAUAUGCAUUAUCAGAAGCUCAAAAGAAUGCCAGCCUGUUGUCUGAAUAUCACGAUUUAUACGAACUACAACGUCAAAGACUAGAACAACAGGUCUCAACUUUAACGUCUGAACGAGAACUGUGGAGUACAGCUGCUUACAGCCUAGCCAUGAAGGUAACAGAAGAAUGUCAACUAACCACCGCCAAACGACUUCAUGUCAGCGAGAAAGCCUGGGCUAAACUAGCCCACCAUUUUACAAUUCUACUGAGUGAUAAAGACACAGAAUUACUCACUAUCAUCCAGACACAUGUAGAAGAUUGGCGAGACUUGAUUGAAGAUUUUAAUCUGGCGUUGAAACAAAGGGAAGGAGAUAUGAAAGAUAAUCUAAGUUCUAUUAAAACUGGGAUUGAACGAUGGAAUCAAGACUUUCAUAAAACUUGUUUGUAA